Papilio xuthus (Asian swallowtail) is the source of this 1459-nucleotide messenger RNA. RefSeq lists its product as uncharacterized. Lineage: Eukaryota; Metazoa; Arthropoda; Insecta; Lepidoptera; Papilionidae. Gene Ontology annotation, molecular function: ATPase activator activity. Gene Ontology annotation, cellular component: proton-transporting V-type ATPase complex. The coding region runs from base 45 to 1307 and encodes 420 amino acids. The record is from RefSeq and is a predicted model, not a curated record. The transcript has 5 exons.
AAAUAGCUAAAUAUUAUUUAUUAAUACAUAAAUAAAUAAGGAAAAUGCGUUUGCAUAUUUUUAUAAUAUUAAUCUACUUCCUAAGAACAACUAAAGGACAUAUAAAUCUACCAGUAUUUAUGUUAGAUUUUGAUAGAGUCCUGACUCACGUAAAAGUUGAACCUAAUCCGCUCGUUAAAAUGUCUAAUGAAUUUUUCCUAGAUAUUCUUCAAGAUUCGUUGAGAAGUAGCAAAGUGGUCGUUAUUUUUGUCGAGGAAAUGUUAUGUUCGGAGGACAUAAGUAGUAGGGAUAUUAAGGGUACGCCAUAUCUUAAUUUGCAUGAAGGAUUAUUAACUGAGCGAGUUAGGUAUUUCCCAGCGGUGCGUAACCCAUACAAGUCACUAAAGCAGAUAUUCGCAAAUCACAAUACGAACGUAUUCCACGUAAGUAAUAUGGAUAAAUUGAAGAUGUACGAUUCCCGUAAUAGCCACUACUACAUAUACUUUGAAGAUACUUUAAAUGAAACCAGAAUCGAGACAUUGCGAAGACAUGAUUUGAUUAUAAAAGAAAUUUAUCACGCUGUCAGGAAUUAUGCUACUGGACCGGUUCUUGGGUUUUAUACUGGCAAAAAUAAUCCUAUGCUUGGUAAAGAAACUAAAGUGCUACCUUUGAAACGUAAUAUAAUCUCUUCGGAUACUGGAGUUUCUGUUGAGAGUAACGACGCCUUAUUUCACUUUGUCGGUGUUUACUCAUCGAGCGCGAAACGUCAGUCCAGAUUCAGCCAAGCUCCCGUGGUUGCAGACGAGAGACUUACGAGACGACAUUUGUCGACAAAAGUGGCGUACACCGAUUUUGAAUUAGAAUUUAACUUCUCUUUCAAGAAGGACGGAUGGAUUAUAGAUGAUGUAGCGUUGCUGGAAGGGGGAGAAGAAGUAGGGCGUACCAGGAUGUGUGCUGGUGCUCCCUGGGAGCAUUCUUAUGUAUGCGGGGAACCACUCGUCAUUAUUAAUUUGAGAGAUGGCAGCGCUGUCACCAUAUCCUUCUACCAGAUACAGGCAUUCAGACGCAGCGGACGGAGUUACGACGACGACACCAUUUUUCCGGAAUGGGAUUUCCGGAGAGGAAAUAACAAUUCUAAGGGAUUCGGGCCAGGCGUGAAUUGCGGGCCAUAUUUCACUUCGACCAUAAUUGCCUCUUUGUUUGUUACAUCCGUAUGUUUCGGGAUCAUGGUGGUAGGUGUGACAGCACUUAUGAAUUGCGUUACCAAUGACAGAUACGAUGAUCCGCAAGGAAAGCCGCUAUCGAUUGGCGCGGAGGUAGCCGGCUAAUAUUUUAACUUCAGAACGUAGGUUUCUGAGACUAAAAUGACUGUGGGAUGACAUGUUUCAUACAGAUAUUUUGGUCUCAGAAACCAACGGUUUGGUAAUAACUUAAAAAAGUUUCUCGUAUUCAAACUACAUAAUUGUGAUUCUAUUUUGAA